ACUAGAGAGAGCAGCUUAUAAGGGCUUCGCUGGGCUCCGGAGAUGUUUGUAAGGAGGCUCGUGUGAGCGCAUGGAUCUCCUGGUCUUUCCAACCUGAAAAACGUUCGUUGACCCGACGGACAGCAGUCUCGAGGAAUUCGCUACCCACAUGACCAUGGAUUUCUCAGAGGACUGGGAGCAUCUGGGGCUGGACCAGGAGGAUCUGUUCUGGGACACAGCACUGGACAACUACCAGAACCUCUUCCUGCUGAGCCCUCUGAGACCCAGCACAACAUUCCGUCCCAGUGGUGAAGAAAAGUUGGAGGCCCUGGUGAGAGGAAGCACAGAGGCUAUGGAUCCUGGCAUGCCGGAGCCCACAAACUCACCUCAGAAUUUCUUGGAAGAAGGACUCACCAAGGAAAUGAUGGAGGUGUUCUGCAAGGAAGACCUUUGGAACUUCAACUUUGAAGACUGUCUGGAUGAGAAGUGGUUGGACAGUUUGCUGGGAGAUCCAGAAAGUAUUCUCAAGUCUGAUGAUGUCACUAGUAAGAAAAAUACCACAGAAGGCACGAGUCACACACUGAAGAGCCACCUGAGUCCUUGCCUGCUUUGCACAGCAGAAGACUCUGUGGUGCAUACUCCUGAAAGGAGCCUCACGCCAACUGAGUCACAGGAGUAUAGGAAUGACUUUACCUACAACCCUGAACAGAGCCAGCAGGGUGCUGUCCAAGAGGAGGAGCAGCUGUAUAAGUGCAGCGAGUGUGACGAAAGCUUCAGCCAGGGUUCCCACUUUGUCCAGCACUGGGUCACCCACAUAAGUGAAGAGUCAUCUGCGCAGGAAGAGGACCAGAAAGGUUUCAGCCCAACUUCUCACCUGACUGUGUCUCCUGUGACCCACACAGGCUACCAGCAGUGGGUCACCCACAUAAGCGAAGAGCCAUCUGCACAGGAAGAAGAUCAGAACAGUUUCAGCUCGACUUCUCCCCUGACUGUGUCUCCUGUGACCCACACAGGCUACCAGCACUGGAUUAUCCACAUAAGUGAAGAGCCAUCUACACAGGAGGAAGACCAGAAAGGUUUUAGCCCAACUUCUCACCGGGCUGUGUCUCCUGUGACCCACAUGGGCUACCAAUCCUAUGUAUGUAAGGAAUGUGGGAAAACUUUUAGUCAGAAUACGCAUUUCUGGCAGCAUCAGAAAACUCACACUAGAGCAAAACCAUGUAAGAGUCAAAGUGGCAACUGUCCAUCCAGUCAUCAUGGACAACCUGUUAAAUGUCAGGAAACCCUUAGAAGUCCUAAAUUCUACAAAUGUAACAAAUGUGACAUGACUUUUACCCUGGCCCUUCAUCUUAGGGGACACAAGAAAACCCAUACUCGGAAGCACUAUGAAUGUGUCACAUGCCAGGCAGUCUUCACCUUGAAGAAACAUUUCAUCCAACAUCAGAGAACUCAUGCUGCAAAAACUACCUUUGAGUGUCAGGAGUGUGAGAAGACCUUCAGGCAGAGGUUGUCACUCAUCAAACACCUAACUGUUCACACUGGGGAGAAGCCUUACAAGUGUGACGAAUGUGGGAAAACCUUCAGCUACACCUCUACCCUGAAGAUCCACCAGAAGGGUCACAGCAGAGAGAGACCUUACAGAUGUAGUGAGUGUGGGAAGGCCUUCUCCAGGAAAACUCACCUUCAUGAACACCAGCAGGUUCACACAGGCAGCAGACCGCAUAAGUGUCAGGAGUGUGUCCGGAGUUUUAGCCGACCUUCACACUUGAUUCGACACCAGGCCACUCAUGCCACUAAUAGGCUCUUUGGCUGUGCCAAAUGCAAGCAGACCUUCAGUAAUAACCAGUACCUGGUGCAGCACCAGAAAAUCCACACCAUCAGAGCCCCCUAUGAGUGUCCAGAGUGUGGCGAACGCUUUGUUUGUAGCUCAACCCUGAACUGCCACUUGAGUGUCCAUGCCAGAGACAAGCAAAGAUUUGAUGAGAGCAGGAAAGUUUUGGACCAGAACACAAGACACAGAGAACAUCCGAAGGCUGACAAAUCCUUUAAAUGCAACACAUGUGGAAAAGCAUUCAACUGCAACAGAUACCUCACUCAGCACAAGAAGAUUCACACCAGGGUGAAGAUCUUUGAGUGCAACCAGUAUGGAAAAACCUUGGACCAGAGAAUGCAAGCUGGGGUGAGGCCCCAAGAAUGUGAGGAGGGUGGGAGAGCUGUCCCCAGCACCUCCCUCCCCAAAUGUCAGCCUCCUCAAGACAGCCAUCCCUUUAAAUGUAACACAUGUGGGAAGACCUUCAGUCAAAGUGCUCACCUUUCAGAACAUCAAUUAAUUCACAGUAGAGAGAAGCCCUUCAAGUGUUAUGAGUGUGACAAAGUCUUUGCACAAAGUAAUCACCUCAUUCAGCACCAGAGAACUCAUACCAUAAAGAGUCGCUUUGUGUGUAGUGUGUGUGGGAAAAUGUUCCGUCAGAGUUCGUGCCUUUCUAAGCAUGAGAGAACUCACACAGGAGAGAAGCGUUUUGAAUGCACUGACUGCGGGAAAGCCUUUGGCAUGAAUGCUGAACUCAUCCGCCACCGAAGAGUUCACACAGGGGAGAAGCCUUACGUUUGUGAGGAAUGUGGCAAAGCCUUCAGCCAGAGCUCAUGCCUUUCUGUUCACCGGAGAGUUCACACUGGGGAAAGGCCCUACCCGUGUAACCAAUGUGGGAAAGCCUUCUCCCAGAGAACCAAUCUAACUCAGCAUGAAAGGAUUCACACUGGGGAAAAGCCCUAUGUCUGUGGGGUGUGUGGCAAAGCCUUUGGCAUCAGUGCCCAUCUCAGUCAGCACCAGAGAAGUCACUCCCAGGAGAAACCUUUCCAGUGUCAACUGUGUCAGAAAGCUUUUAAGUGCUCUUUUACCCUCACCAGGCACCAACAGCGUCAUGCUCGAAAGUAGCAAGCAGUGACACUGUUCACAGCCAUUAGGUGGUAACAGUUCCAGAUACCCAAACUUUCCUGUGAGGUCAGAUUUGAAGGCAGCACAUUGCAAGCUUCCUGUCUUCCAGAUGAAUAAGUCUAUUAAUAAAGAUUGAUUAGAGCACUUGCACAUGAGUUUCAUUAGAACAUAAAAAUUGAAAAGCUGUGUAACGUUGGGAUUUAAAAGUAGAGCGUGGAGCUAGCCUGCCUGAGUUAUAUGCCACCUGUCAUCUACUACUCUAAAUGACCUUGGGAAAGUCCUAAAAUGUCUCAGGGCCUCAGUGUCUUAAAAUCUGUCAGAUGAGUAUCGUAGCCACCUACCUCAGCACUGUGGUGAGGGUUGAAUAAAUGUUAGACUCAGUGCCUAGCACAUAAGCUCUUGCCUACUGUGAGCUGUGAAU
Octodon degus (degu) is the source of this 3335-nucleotide messenger RNA. RefSeq names its product zinc finger protein 473 (gene Znf473). The transcript is spliced from 4 exons. The coding region runs from base 149 to 2914 and encodes 921 amino acids. Gene Ontology annotation, molecular function: DNA-binding transcription repressor activity, RNA polymerase II-specific. The record is from RefSeq and is a predicted model, not a curated record. Lineage: Eukaryota; Metazoa; Chordata; Mammalia; Rodentia; Octodontidae. Gene Ontology annotation, biological process: negative regulation of transcription by RNA polymerase II.